Phoenix dactylifera (date palm) is the source of this 925-nucleotide messenger RNA. NCBI's taxonomy places the organism in Eukaryota, Viridiplantae, Streptophyta, Magnoliopsida, Arecales, Arecaceae. The record is from RefSeq and is a predicted model, not a curated record.
UGGAUCAAAAUAGCAAGGAGAGAGAGAGAGAGAAUCAAAAUCCUCCCUGAGUUGUUGGAGGCAGCAAGGUCAGGGGACGCUUGCUCGCCUUCAACGAAUAGCUGGGGGGAACAAAACCUUCCUCAUCGCUGUCACGGCGGAGGGGAACGCUGUGCUCCACAUAGCAGCCAAGAUGGGACAUGCGGAGCUCGCAAAGGCCAUCUGCAGCCUGGUGCCCAUGCUGUUAACCAGACAGAACUCCAAAGGAGACACUCCGCGGCCAGGGCCGGCCGGGUAUCAUGACAUCGUCACCUCCUUCGUCUCCACUCGAAUAGCUGAUGAGGAACUUGGAGAGGAUCAUGGCCGCCUUCGUAAGGCGAGGAAUCGCGUCGGAAACACGGCACCUUCACGAGGCGGCCCAGAACGGCCACCUGGAGGAGGCCAAAGCGAUCAUGUCCAUGGAUCCAGACUUGGCGCCUCCGGUGAACCCGGCCGGCGUGUCUCCGCUCGACAUGGCCGCGGAAAGGUGGUCAUCGAAACUCGUGCAGUUGUUGCAGCGGUCCCCAGCUUUCUCCUACCAGCGAACUGCAUGCGGCUGUGCUCGGGACCCACGGAUGUAAAUUGCAUUAAAGAGGGCAGAGGCAGUGGCCUGCAGUGCAGCAUUUGGAGUGAUGAGCAACUUCAAGUUCAUUGGUAUAUCCGGUUGGCUGUGGCCUCCCAGCCAUAUUAGAAGAGCACCUGAAUAUUUUGCCACAUGAAGAUAUGGGCAAUGAAUGAAUAAGUGGAAGUUCUAGUAUUUUUAGGAGAAACCAAGAAGGUGAUGAAGAGCAAUGGUUUAGUGCUUACCAUGAAUGUAAUACCUGAGGGAAAUCCAGCAAUAACCAAGUCGACUUUAUUGAAGAUAUAUAAUCGCAACAUUAUGACUCCAUGAUCACUAUUUCAAAAA